CCGGAAUUUGCACCGCAUUUCGUCUGUACGGCGGCGCGUGGCCACGGACUAUCACUAGAGGAGAGGAGAGCACACCCGAGUUCACAGUUUCAGUCUCAGUUGUUACAGCCUUUGCCUGGAAGGACCAAGAAGAAGAAGAACAGUAUACGUGCCACACAAGCCAAGAGAAGAUGGGGCGCGGGAGGACGGAGAUGAAGAAGAUCCAGAACGAUGUGUCACGGCGGGCCACCUUCGGCAAGCGCCGCCGCGGCCUGCUGAAGAAGGCGCACGAGCUCGCCGUACUCUGCGGCGUCGACCUCGGCCUCCUCGUCUUCGACGACGACGGCGCCGGCAAGCUGUUCGACUACUGCGCCCCUAACACAAGCUGGAGCGAGCUAAUUGAGCGCUACGAGAGCAUCACCAAACACCAGUUCCAGUUCCAGGGCCAGGGGAUACAUCAUGAUGAUCAUCAGCAGCAACCGUCGGCGGAUAUCAUCGCAGGGCUGAGGCGUGAGGGUGACCAUCUGGAGGCCAGCGUGACGAGGCAGACCGGAGAAAACCUGUCAUCCACUGCGACGGCGGCGGAACUCGACGAACUGGAGCAGCGGCUGGAGUGCGUGCUGGGUAAAGUCCGUGAAACGAAGGACAAGUUGCUGGAGCAGCAGUUGGGCGAAUCACACCACAAGGUGCACAUCUUGGAGGACCAGAACAGCUUCCUUCGCCGCCUGGUAAUUGUGAAUGACAUCGCUGCCUGCCUGCUGAGCUGCUAUGUAUACUGGCUUCCUGAAUGUGUCUUCACUCUUUGUCAGAUGGGCGAGGAGGGGCAGCAACGUGCUGCUGUGGAGGCGUCCGCGGUGCCGCCGAAGCUACCGGAGGUGGAGGAGGAGGAAUUGACGACGCUGCGGCUGUGGCCGCGGCAGCUCCCCGACGUGUAAGGCAUAGGCCUCAAGCCCAGCCUGCAACUCUCCAUACUUGAGUUGCCUGUGUGCAUGUGGCUGCGGGUUGCUUGGAUCGAUCACGCCUUAUUUUCAGGAAGUCCUUUGUGAUAGUUGAUAACCUCGGGACGAGACUUGAGGAACCGGUAGAACUCCUCGUCCGGCGGAGAUACUCCACGUAGCCUCGCCCGCUCUUGAGGUGUAAAGUCUGCAAAAAAGCCGUAUUUCUUUUGCACAGACGAGGAGUGGUGUGAGUCGAGUUCCUCGACUCUGGCCUUGAACAGUUGAAACCGCAUGGCCUUCUCUUCCUCGUCGAAGUAUGUUUUGUUGUACUUCUUCAUCCAGUCCUCGAACUCCGCCUCCA
Molecule: messenger RNA, 1278 nt
Organism: Triticum aestivum (bread wheat)
Lineage: Eukaryota; Viridiplantae; Streptophyta; Magnoliopsida; Poales; Poaceae
Product: MADS-box transcription factor 29
Exons: 6
Coding region: 171-914 (247 amino acids)
Biological process (GO): regulation of DNA-templated transcription
Cellular component (GO): nucleus
Molecular function (GO): protein dimerization activity; DNA-binding transcription factor activity; DNA binding
Source: RefSeq, a predicted model, not a curated record